Molecule: messenger RNA, 1773 nt
Organism: Owenia fusiformis
Lineage: Eukaryota; Metazoa; Annelida; Polychaeta; Sabellida; Oweniidae
Source: the annotation of a GenBank genome assembly
AUGAAUGAAGGUGAUACCAAUGGCAAUCUAAAAGCAACUACCGUGACAAGCUCCAGCUUAAAACAAGACAACAAUAUGGAGCCUGAAAAUAAUAAACACGCUAGCGAACAUGCAAAUGGCAAAUCAGAUACAAAUGGAAAUAAUAAAGAGAAUGCGUUAUUUAACAUCAAAAGCCAAAAUGUAAAACAAGAAGAUGCACAGAAAAACAAUAUGCUUGAAGUAGACAACAUGUGUAGUGAAGAUGAGACCAAUAUGGUCAAUUGUACAGAAAAACAAUCCGUGAAACCAGAGUUGCUUCAUCACAUGGAUAACAUUACAAAAUGGGAGUAUGCAAAAGACCGUCUCUUGAACAGGUUUGACCCUUUCCACGUGUUCCAAGUGCAGUGUAGAACAUGCGCACUACUAAGCGUAAAGGUAAAAGAGGGACGCAACAUAUCCAAGGGAAGCAGGCUUCAAGAUAUCUGUGAUACACCAGAUCCAUAUAUACAGCUCAACGUCACUAACAGGGGAACCAGAACAACUGAGACGAGACAAGAUAAUGUGAAUCCAGUAUGGAAUCAAUCCUUCAACUUCUACAUAGCUCCCGACAGUCACCAUAAAUUAGAAAUAAAUCUUAUAGACGCGAAUGCGGUAUGUGCUGAUACUCAUUUAGGCUCACAAAGUGUUGAUUUGACUCAACUUCCGACAGACAAAAUUAUAGAAAAAACACUUAAAUUCAAUGAGACUUCAGAAGUUGAUAUUUCAAUAAAGCUCUACAAAGAAUUGCCCAAAGAAAAUGCCUUGCGCGUCAAAGUCAUUAGAAUAAGAAAGAUUACUAAGGUAUCGUGGUGGAAGGAUAUAAGAGAUACACCCGACCCGUUUCUCAGGCUCAAUGUACCUGAAUCAGUAUCUGUGGAGAAAGAGACUGCCCAUAUCAGGAACAACACCAACCCAGAAUGGAACGAAACUCAUACAUUUUACCUACCCCCACAUUUACAUCAUCAGCUUGAGGUAAAGCUGAUGGACUCCAAUUGGCUAUUCUCUCACGAGAAACUUGGUGUGGAGAUAUUUGACCUUGACACGUUGACCUUAAGUGAAACCCAAAGGGUCACAAUCAAGUUUGAAAACGGUUCAGAAGUAGACCUUGAAUUGACACUAUUUGAAGAGGAUACCAGUCUUGCGUACAGCCUUGCACUUUGUGAUGAAGAGAAGGUAUUUCAAACAGAAAUAUGUUUGAGAGUGUUUGAAUCAAUGCAGACCUUACUAGGCGAUGAUGCUCCACGCACCGCCAAAGAGGUACCUACUGUGGCAAUGCUAUUUUCUGGUGGUGGUUACAGAGCUAUGGUAGGAAGCAGUGGGGCAAUGAAGGCUUUAACAGACACUAAACUGAUUGACAUUGUACAAUAUGUUGGCGGAUUAUCAGGGUCUUCUUGGUACCUGUCACAUCUCUACUCUCACCAAGAUUGGCCUUCUCUUGACCUCAGUAGGCAGCAAGCUGAGUUGAAAAACAGUAUAGAUGCGACCCACUAUCAGCAAUUUAGUCUGAAGAGAUUCCUUGAGGCCGCAAAGUACAUGUUAGCAAAACGCCAGAGAGGGCAACCAAUCAGCUUUACAGACUUCUACGGACAUGUUAUGAUGCACAUCAUCAUGAGUGAUAGAAUGGAUUCCACUCUUUCCGACUUUGCAGCGAAGAUAAAAAAUGGCGUUGCACCCAUGCCUCUCAUGACUUCUGUCCAUGUGAAAGAGACUGUAUCUGCAGAAGUAUUCCAUGGUGUCCAUUUAUUAUGGAUAUAG